AAUUGAUCCAACACAAUACACUACAACACACAUAACAAUUUGAAGAAUGGAUCCAGAAGUAAUUGAACAAUUCAAGACCAUCACUAAUACAAACGACAGUGUUGCUCAAUUCUAUCUUGAAAGUGCUGGGGGAGAUUUCGAGACAGCCAUUACCAACUAUUUUAGCAAUGCUGAAUCUGGAGCCUCUCACGGAGGAGUUUCUUCAUUCACUGAUGAUGAUGGAGAUGUAAAUAUGACACCACAAGCUACUCCAAUUUCUUCGGUACCAUCCGGAUCUUCAGGAGGAAGAACAUUGGGAGGAUCAAGUGUUCCAUCAUCAAAUCAACCAACAACUUCAUCAACAUCAUCCAAUAGUAGUAGUACUUCAAAGAAGCCUGUUACUAGUAGUGGAGGAGGUAGAAAGUUUGCAUCACUCAGGGAUUAUAGUGGUGAUGAUGAUGAUGAAAAACCAAAUUCUAAAGACAACAGGUAUUAUGCUGGCGGUAGUAGAAAUUCUGGACAACAAAUUAUUGGUGCCAAUGAUAGUGACGAUGAUGAUGACGAAAAUCACUUUGCUGAUAAAGUUUUCAAAGCAGCUCAAGAAAGAGGAGCUAAAACCAGAUCCGAAUAUGAUGAUGAAUUGAAACAAAAUAAGCCAAAGUUUGAAGGAAGUGGAAGAAGAUUAGGUAACACUGAAGCAUCUAGUUCUCUCAUUAAAGCCGAAGAAAAGAAAAAGGAAAAGGAAGUCACAAUUACAUUCUGGGCCGAUGGUUUCACUGUUGAUGAUGGUCCAUUGAGACUUUAUGAUGAUCCUCAAAAUGUUCAAUUCAUGGAAGCAAUCAAUAGAGGAUUUGCUCCAAGAGAAUUGGCAGAACCUGGUGUUGAUAUUGCUGUAAAUUUACUCAAUAGAAAGACUGAUAAGUGGGCAGAACAACCAAAGCAAUUUAAAGCCUUUGUUGGUUCUGGUAGAUCUUUGGGAGCACCAACUUCCUCAAGCUCAUCUUCAAGCUCAUCAAGCUCAUCUUCAAGUGUACCAAAAACUACUGUAUCAUCAUCUAGCUCUUCAAAUCUCAAAGUGGAAGUGGACAAUAACAAGCCAACAACAUCAUUGCAAAUAAGAUUGGCCGAUGGUGGUAGAUUGGUUGGAAAAUUCAAUCUCACUCACACAAUUGGACAUAUUAGACAAUUUAUUAGACAAUCUAAACCUUCUGCAGAUUUUGAUAUCAUGACACAAUUCCCUAACAAGGUUCUGACAGAUGACCAUUUAACCAUCGAAGAAGCAGGUCUUAAGGGAGCCACCAUUAUUCAAAAAUUAAAAUAAAUUAUAAAUGUAUUAAUUAG
Molecule: messenger RNA, 1320 nt
Organism: Naegleria gruberi
Lineage: Eukaryota; Heterolobosea; Eutetramitea; Acrasida; Naegleriidae
Exons: 1
Coding region: 47-1300 (417 amino acids)
Biological process (GO): membrane fusion; nuclear membrane reassembly; proteasome-mediated ubiquitin-dependent protein catabolic process
Cellular component (GO): cytosol; nucleus
Molecular function (GO): ubiquitin binding
Source: RefSeq, a predicted model, not a curated record